Messenger RNA from Anoplophora glabripennis (Asian longhorned beetle), 2125 nucleotides. RefSeq lists its product as uncharacterized. Gene Ontology annotation, cellular component: nucleus. Lineage: Eukaryota; Metazoa; Arthropoda; Insecta; Coleoptera; Cerambycidae. The record is from RefSeq and is a predicted model, not a curated record. Gene Ontology annotation, biological process: regulation of DNA-templated transcription; circadian rhythm. Gene Ontology annotation, molecular function: DNA binding; DNA-binding transcription factor activity. The coding region runs from base 183 to 1430 and encodes 415 amino acids. The transcript has 2 exons.
AUCGGUACAACUCCUCUGUUGGACAACUCGAGGCCACUGCCAGUUCCACUCGUCUAGUGAGAUUUCAGACUGUGUCGCGAACUUUUUCAAUUUUACUUUUCACUUUGUGCUGUGAGUGACCUAAAGGCCUAAUCAUUGCUCUUCACCGACCUCAAAGGCCUCCCGGCCCUGCACCGUUUGCCAUGCCCAUGCGGUCCGAUAAUGGAUUACUGUUUUCACAACCCCCGGAUGUCAUAAAACAACAUAUAAUGGUUGCCGAAUUUGUGGGCCGUGGACAAAGUGGUUCUCCCGUAAACGGUGAAAUCCCGCAUUUGAAUUCUAAUAUGCCAGCCACUCACGGCCGAGAGAUGUUACCUGCUUCAGUCACACCAGGAGAGGAUUAUAACAUGAAUUACAAUAUGCCGAACGUCAAACACAAGGAAUUAUUUUCCACCCGCAAACAGAGGGAAUUUACGCCCGAUAACAAGAAGGAUGACAGUUAUUGGGAUCGACGUCGUAGAAACAACGAAGCAGCUAAAAGAUCAAGGGAAAAAAGAAGGUUUAACGACAUGGUGUUGGAACAACGCGUGGUGGAACUUACGAAGGAAAAUGCUAUUUUAAAGGCUCAGUUAGAAGCCAUAAAGGAAGAGUAUGGGAUCUGUGGUGAGAAUGUCGUCUGCGUGGAAAAGGUUCUUGCGAACUUACCAACCAACGAACAGGUGCUCAGUUUAUCCAAGAGACAGAAAAUAGCCCAUCCCCCAGCCCCAUUACUGUUUGGUCCUCAGAGCCCCAUCCCGACCCCAGUAAUACACCAACCAACCAUGGGAUCUCCAUCACCACAACCCUUGCCACACGCACACAAUAUGCUGCAUCCUCCACCGUCACACGUGGAACCUCCUUACAGAGAACAUUCUGAAUACCAUCCCUACCCAUUCACAUACCAUCCAACGAUGCACUACGACUCAAACAAUGCACUGAAUCUAUCCCGAUCUCGCUCCAGGGUUCAAUCCCCCUUUGAGGUUUCCAGUAACUCAGGCGAUGAAAGCGCACCGGUUGCCCUCACGACGAACGAAGCCAAUAACAGUUUACCAUUAAAAUUAAGACAUAAGUCCCAUCUUGGCGACAAAGACGCCGCAAGUGCAUUACUUUCCUUACAGAACAUCAAACAAGAACCUGGACCUCGCGCUAGCCCCCCAUGGGAUGGCGAAGGUUCCAGCGAUGAGCGUGAUUCCGGCAUCUCCUUAGGCGCUGAAUGGUCCGCCGCGGCCACUGCAGCAGCAACGCUUCAGACUCUCCACAAGCAAUCCCAGCUUCAAGCCAUGCAGGAAGCUGCGGACGGCGACACAGCCGCCAAACACAGACUGCACUCAGAAAUCGUCAGACUUUCUUCAGAAGUCGAACAUCUAAAGUCCAUGAUGAACCGUAAAGACAAGCCAAUAUCGCAGCAUUAGUUUAGGAAAUGUGUCUGAUGUGAUGAAGUGGUUGCAGAAAGGGGCCACUGUUUUUGUGAUUGAUUCUCAUUAUGGAGAUUGGACAUAUCAUGCUCCGAUGGGGCAUAUUUAUUAUAUUGAUAGGUAUUUAUUAUUAUUAGUUAAGAAUUGACUUGAAGGAUAUUUCAACCGCACAAUUACCUACCGCUUUCAUUUGCCAAUCAAUAUAUUCCUAUGAUUAUGUUUAUCCUUAUUUACAAAUAAUUUAAUUGCGUAUUAUUGGCGCUUUUAUUAGCUAUGACUUAAUAUACAUUGUUAUCAAACCUGUAUACUGUACUGUGUACUGUAUGUAUCAUCACAGCUGAUUUCUCUUUGUCGACUUAUCAUAGGGAUUAACGUACCUUUUAUUCUUAGCUGAAAUAUGUGUGAUUUUUGUAAACUAUUUAUCUUUAUGUAUAAAAUGUAUGUAUUUUUGUUAUUUACCGGGCAUAGCCGGUUAAUAUUAUCUCAUUAUUGUAUAUUUAUAAAUAUCUAUUGUAAGACUUAUGCUGGACCUUACCUCAAAGCUACAUAAUUUGUUUUGUUAAAUGAUGUAAAAUGUAUGAAUCUGUCCAGCAUAAAAUAUGCAUAUUAUAAAAAAUAUCGAUAUUUUCAUAUUACCGAUUCAUGUAUCCUAAUUAUGUAUUAAAAUAAUAAAUAUUUGCAUCGUUUUUCAA